Messenger RNA from Adineta steineri, 777 nucleotides. The record is from the annotation of a GenBank genome assembly. NCBI's taxonomy places the organism in Eukaryota, Metazoa, Rotifera, Eurotatoria, Adinetida, Adinetidae.
AUGCGUCAGGCAAGUUUAGAUGAAUCUGAUGGUGAAGAUGAUACAAGUAUUACAGAAAAAUUACGUCGUGCAUCAUCACAAUCACCAGCAAAUAUUCCGAUGUUAGUUGUUGUUUCAUUUAAUCCUGAUGCAAAAGGUUUACAAAAAAAACAAAUUGAAAUUCAACGAGGUUUUCCUGUUAAUGCUCAAUAUAUUUUAAAUGAAUGGUUAUUUAUAAAAACAGCUGAUGAUGAAGAAGGUUUUGUACCAUAUUUAUGUUGUCGUCCAAUGUUUCGUCGUCAAUUAACAAAAUGUUCGAAUAAUAAUAAUAAUAAUAUGGAAAAUUCUUAUAAACCUUAUGAUUUUGAAUUAAAUAAAUCUAAUCGAAUAAAAUCUCCACCAAUCAAUCUCGUAACAUUAACACCACCAACAAAUAAAAAAACUUCUUUAUCAGCACAUCUUUGUUCACCAACAUAUUUAUUUCAAAAAUCCUCACCGUGUAGAAAACGUCCAGAUGUUGCAUCAUCAUCAUGUGGUGGUGAUUCAGGUGUUUCAGAUUGUGAAUCUUCAUCAAAUCAUAAUCCAACAUUAGAUUCAUCAACAACACUUACAGCACGUUUAUCCAAUAUACGAUCAUUACGUUUAUCAUCUAUUACAUUGAAAAAAACAGGUCUUAUUGUACAAGAUAUUCCAUUAAAAAAAUCAUUUAAACCUAAUUUAAUGAAAUCACAAUUGUCAAUAUCAAGUAAUAGUGCAUUUACACAAAUUGUUAAGAAAAAACAACGACAGGAAAGGUAA